AGCAAAAUGAGGAUAAUAACUUGCUUGCUCUUUGGCCUCUCGUUGCUGUUGGCUUACGUGCACUCCAAUCCUAUCGUGGAAACGGAGGACCUGAAUCCGUUGAACGAGAUAUACGUGGUGGAGGCCGAGGAUGACCAGGGGGACGAGGGCAGGGCCGACAGGGACAAGAGGAAGAUCGCCGUGGCGAAGCUGGGUAUAUCGAACGGGAUAAUCAACUUCGUGUUCAACAAGCUGGAUUCCUUGAUCGACGCCAAGACCAAAGCUCUGUCCGACCUGGACGAGGCGAACAAGGUAAAGAACAAGGCUUACGGGAUCGAUGUGAACAAGUCGGCCACCAGCAGGUUCAUCAGCGAGCUGGUGAACGCGAAAAUUCAAUCGGCGACUGGAAGUAUCGGGCCGGUGGUGAACACGGCCCAGAACUUCUUCUCGAACACGAAGAGCGGAUUGACCAACGCCUUCGUCUCGAAAUUGGCCCCGCUCAGCUCGAUCGCCACUGGUUUGAGCUCUCCACCCUCCACCGGGGACAACAAGGAGAAUCUCGAUACCAAAGCGACGAACGCGCUCAGCUUUCUGGGAAACAUUUUGAACGCCCAGUUAACAACAUUGUCGAACUCGAAGGGUCUUUCUAGCGAUUCACCGUUUUCCGAAGGGAUCUCGACCACGACGGAGGAGGAUAUCCCCGAAUUCGAUAGAACGAAGGUGAACUUGGACAUACCGCCGGUCGUGUUCGGCAGCGGUUUCACCACAAUCACCAAUAUCAGCAAAAUCCUGAGCAACGUGAUCACCAACUCAGCUCGUCGAACGCAAACGUUGUUAGAGGUGUUCAAACCGUUCUUCCGUGGAGUUUUCGCGAUCAAGGGCCUACCUUCGGAUAAUCCCCAUUAGAGGGUGCUUCUCUCGAGGAUUCUGGGAUCAACUGCCAUUUCAACGGACGAUUUUCACGGAGAAUCCUGUUCGACGCGCUGGAAGAA
This is a messenger RNA of Apis florea (little honeybee), 971 nucleotides long. RefSeq lists its product as uncharacterized. The record is from RefSeq and is a predicted model, not a curated record. NCBI's taxonomy places the organism in Eukaryota, Metazoa, Arthropoda, Insecta, Hymenoptera, Apidae.